Messenger RNA from Salarias fasciatus (jewelled blenny), 4034 nucleotides. It is a transcript of the gene gabbr1a, whose product is annotated as gamma-aminobutyric acid (GABA) B receptor, 1a. Gene Ontology annotation, cellular component: membrane; G protein-coupled receptor heterodimeric complex. Gene Ontology annotation, molecular function: G protein-coupled GABA receptor activity. The transcript has 24 exons. Gene Ontology annotation, biological process: gamma-aminobutyric acid signaling pathway; G protein-coupled receptor signaling pathway. The record is from RefSeq and is a predicted model, not a curated record. The coding region runs from base 305 to 3274 and encodes 989 amino acids. NCBI's taxonomy places the organism in Eukaryota, Metazoa, Chordata, Actinopteri, Blenniiformes, Blenniidae.
AGAGGAAGUCCUGCUGAGCCGCGUCCUCCGUCCCGGUCCUGAGUCCUGGAUCCCGAUCCUCGGUCCCGGUCCUGAGUCCUGGAUCCCGAUCCUCGGUCCCGGUCCUGAGUCCUGGAUUCCGAUCCUCGGUCCCGGUCCUGAGUCCUGGAUUCCGAUCCUCGGUCCCGGUCCUGAGUCCUGCCGGAGCCGCUCCUCCAUCUUUGAGCCCAGCCGCCGCUGGAGGAGGAAGAGGAAGAGGAAGAGGAGGACGAGGAUGCGGAUCUGGACCCGGACCUGAACCUGAACCCUGGACACACGAUCAGUGAUGGAGCGACUGCUGUUCCUCGUGGUUCUCCACGUUCUCCCGUCCCUCGUGGUUCCCGUCCAGAACUCGUCCACUGGAGGCUGCGCCAUCAUCCGACCGCCGAGGGACGGAGGGAUCCGCUACCGAGGCCUGACCCAGGAGCAGAUCCGCAGCGUCCAGAUCCUGCCGGUGGACUACGAGAUCGAGUACAUCUGCAGAGGGAACCGGGUCAUCGUGGGACCCAAGGUCCGCAAGUGUCUUCAGAACGGGACCUGGACCGACAUGAGCCUGCACAGCAGAUGCUUGCUGCUGUGUCCCCGGGUCUGGACGUCCCUGGAGAACGGCCGGGUCUGGGCGCGGCCCCCCGGCCCCCCGGUGGAGGGAACCGUUCUGCACUACAGCUGCAACGCCGGGUUCCUGCUGGAGGGGCGGAACCUGUCCCACUGCACCAAGCUGGGCAAGUGGGACGCCCCCAAACCCACCUGUCUCUACGACAGGAACUACACAGGGAAGAAGAAGCUGUACAUCGGGGCGCUGUUCCCCAUGAGCGGCGGCUGGCCGGGGGGGCAGGCCUGCAUGCCGUCCGCCCAGAUGGCCCUGGACCUGGUCAACAACCGCAGCGACAUCCUGCCCGACUACGAGCUGGAGCUCAUCCACUACGACAGCAUGUGUGACCCCGGCGAAGCCACCAAGCUGCUGUACGACCUGCUCUACACGGAACCCAUCAAGAUCGUGCUGAUGCCGGGCUGCAGCGGCGUCUCCACCCUGGUGGCCGAGGCGGCGCGCAUGUGGAACCUCAUCGUGCUGUCCUACGGCUCCAGCUCCCCGGCGCUCUCCAACCGCCAGCGCUUCCCCACCUUCUUCCGCACCCACCCGUCCGCCACGCUGCACAACCCCACCCGGGUGCAGCUGUUCCAGAAGUGGAAGUGGACCCGGAUCGCCACCAUCCAGCAGACCACCGAAGUCUUCACCUCCACCCUGGAUGACCUGGAGCAGAGGGUGAAGGAGGCGGGCAUCGAGAUCAGCGUCCGCCAGAGUUUCCUGACUGACCCUGCAGUGGCUGUGAAGAACCUGAAGCGUCAAGACGCCCGAAUCAUCGUGGGUCUGUUCUACGAGACCGAGGCCAGGAAGGUGUUCUGCGAGGUCUUCAAGGAGAAGCUGUUUGGGAAGAAGUACGUCUGGUUCCUGAUUGGCUGGUACGCCGACAACUGGUUCAAGAUCAAAGACCCGGCGGUGAACUGCUCGGUGGAGAACAUGACGGAGGCGGUGGAGGGUCACGUGACCACGGAGAUCGUCAUGCUGAACCCGGAGACGGUCCGCGGCGUGUCCAACAUGACGUCUCAGGAGUUCAUCUCGGCCCUGAUGUCCCGGCUGGGGGGGAAGAACCCGGAGGAGACCGGCGGGUUCCAGGAGGCCCCCCUGGCCUACGACGCCGUCUGGGCCCUGGCUCUGGCCCUCAACAAGACCGUGCCCCCCCUGAAGGCCCGGGGCCGGCGCCUGGAGGACUUCAACUACAACAACCACGACAUCACCGCCGAGAUCUACCGCGCCCUCAACACCAGCUCCUUCGAAGGCGUGUCGGGCCAGGUGGUGUUCGAUGCCCAGGGCUCCAGGAUGGCCAUGACGCUCAUCGAGCAGCUUCAAGGCGGCAGCUACAAGAAGAUUGGAUACUACGACAGCUCCCAGAAGAACCUGUCCUGGUUUGGGAACGACGUCUGGAUCGGCGCCGGCCCCCCCGCCGACCGCACCGUGGUCAUCGAGGAGUUCCGCUUCCUGUCCCAGAAGCUCUUCGCUGCCGUGUCCGUCUUCGCCGGUCUGGGGAUCCUGCUGGGAGCCGCGUGUCUGUCCUUCAACAUCUACAACGGCAACGUCCGGUACAUCCAGAACUCGCAGCCCUACCUGAACAACAUGACGGCCGCCGGCUGCAUGAUGGCUCUGGCCGCCGUCUUUCCUCUGGGCAUCGAUGGACACCAUGUCCACCGCUCACAGUUCCCCGUCGUCUGCCAGUUCCGCCUCUGGCUGCUGGGUCUGGGCUUCAGUCUGGCCUACGGCAGCAUGUUCACCAAGAUCUGGUGGGUCCACACCCUGUUCACCAAGAAGGAGGAGAAGAAGGAGAGGAAGAAGCAGCACCUGGAGCCCUGGAAGCUCUACGCCACGGUGGGAGUCCUGCUGGCCGUGGACUUCCUGUCCCUGAUGGUCUGGCAGAUCGUGGAUCCUCUGCACAUCACGGUGGAGAAGUUCACUAGAGAAGCUCCUAAAGAGGAUCUGGAUGUUCUGAUUCAGCCGCUGCUGGAGCACUGCAGCUCCCAGAAGAUGAACACCUGGCUGGGUGUGGUCUAUGGCUAUAAGGGCCUGCUGCUCCUCCUGGGGAUCUUUCUGGCCUAUGAGACUAAAUCUGUUUCCACGGAGAAGAUCAACGACCACCGGGCCGUCGGCAUGGCGAUCUACAACGUGGCUGUCCUGUGUCUCAUCACGGCCCCGGUCACCAUGAUCCUGUCCUCGCAGCAGGACGCGUCCUUCGCCUUCGCCUCGCUCGCCGUCGUCUUCUCGGCCUACAUCACCCUGGUGGUUCUCUUCGUUCCCAAGAUGCGGCGCCUGAUCACGCGGGGCGAGUGGCAGUCGGAGCAGCAGGACACCCUGAAGACCGGAUCGUCCACCAACAACAACGACGAGGAGAAGUCCAGACAGCUGGAGAGGGAGAACCGCGAGCUGCAGAAGAUCAUCCAGGAGAAAGAGGAACGCGUCUCGGCGCUGCGGAACCAGCUGGCAGAGCGCCAGGCGCUGCGCAGCCGCCGCCGGCCGUCCUCGGGCCAGAACCAGAACCACAACGCCUCCCAGCCGGACCCCAAGUCCCUGCUGCCCCCCCCCGGGUACCCCAACCCCCCCACGGACAACCACUCCUUCUCCAACUCCUCCGCCCUCUACCCGGCCGACAGCAAGAUGAGCCGCAACCACUGCCACAACAGCCAGAUCCCCCUGCUCUACAAGUAACGGGGCUGGGGGGGGGCUCUGGGCCGGGGGGGCUCUGGGCCGGGGGGGGGUCACCAAGCACACCGGGAGGCACACGUUCACUUUGUUUCUGUGCGACGAGCACAUCGGUGUAGUGACACUGUCUACCACCAGGGGGCGUUUCACAGCUCAACGCCCCCACAUGACGCCCCCCCCCCCACACACACACACACACACACACACACACACACGGACAGACACACACAGACACACACACACACACACACACAGAUCAUCCCCCCCUCGCCACCCCUCCACCCCCACCGGGCCCGCAGUGUGGAGCUGGGACUUUUGUGUUUGCUGUUUGAUCUCAGCCUGGCCCCGCCUCCAGAGGUCUGGCCCCGCCUCCAGAGGUCUGGCCCCGCCUCCAGAGGGAUGGCCCCGCCUCCAGAGGUCUGGCCCCGCCUCCAGAGGGAUGGCCCUGCCUCCAGAGGUCUGGCCCCGCCUCUGGUGGUCUGGCCCCGCCUCCAGCAGUGUGGCUCCACCUCCAGAGGUCUGGCCCCACUUGUGGAGGUCUGUCCCCGCCUCCAACGGUCUGGCCCCGCCUCUGGUGGUCUGGCCCCACCCCCAGUGGGCGGGGCCUCGGCCCUCAUGGUGGUUUCUCUCGUUCUGUAAUGUUUGAGCUGUUUCGUCUUGCAGUCGUCGUUUUGUUCUUCGUCACUCUUCAGGAAAGUCGUUCAGAUUCACUCAGACGGACGCAGCGCCACAUUCCGGUUCGUUCCGGUUCGUUCCGGCUCUGUUU